CCACGUUCUCAUCGGGAAACUGGGAGCAACAAAAGUCAGGGGGAGGGGGGCAGAAGAGAACCUCAGAGGAGCUUUAAAGGAGAAGUCUGGAUUCCUCCAGCUUCAGCCUUGUUUUUUGAGCGCUCAGAAUCCUUUGACGCUGGCUUCUCCUCUUCAUCAUGAUCCAGUCCUCCUACUCUGUGAUCGGACUCCUCCUCCUUCUAGCUGGCAUCACAGCAGCAGGUCCUGAAUCUGACCUGCAGCCUCGUGCGGUGCGUUCAAGUGUCUGUCAAGAACACAUAGAUCUUCACAGCCGCAUGGAUGCAGUGGAGAAGAGGAUCGAGAGCACAGUGGAGAAUCUGGAGGCAGAGCUGGCUGCUCUCCUGGACGCCGUCCAAGACUCACAGUGGAGCCCCCUGCUGGACAAAACAGGACAGACAGUGGUGGACAUCCUGCAGGAUCCAGAGCAGAGGAGCCGAUCCUGAACGAAGAAGGCUGAACCUGAGCAUCUACUUCUACAGAAAGUUUGUCAAUAAAAUGAGCCUCUUUGAACAAA
Messenger RNA from Oryzias latipes (Japanese medaka), 535 nucleotides. Its product is annotated as placenta-specific protein 9. Lineage: Eukaryota; Metazoa; Chordata; Actinopteri; Beloniformes; Adrianichthyidae. The record is from RefSeq and is a predicted model, not a curated record.